Messenger RNA from Mercurialis annua (annual mercury), 2161 nucleotides. RefSeq names its product trihelix transcription factor PTL. The record is from RefSeq and is a predicted model, not a curated record. Bases 198 to 1919 code for a protein of 573 amino acids. The transcript is spliced from 2 exons. NCBI's taxonomy places the organism in Eukaryota, Viridiplantae, Streptophyta, Magnoliopsida, Malpighiales, Euphorbiaceae.
AACACAUUAACACUUGAAAGAGACAAUGGGACCAUUGUCCUGUGCUUAAAUUCCAGCUUUUUCGUGGACGACACGAUCCGAUUCUGCCGCUAACUUUCUCUUCUCUCUCUCUCUCUCUCAAAACCCUUCUUUUUCUUCUUCUUCUUGUUCUUGUUCUUGAUAGUUCUUGAAUUCAAGAAUCAAGAAAAUCAAUGUAAAUGGAAGAUCAUCAUCACAAUCACCAUAGCCAGUAUAAUAUAGAUCUCAGGCAAUUCAUAAGUGGAAGACCUACUCUUAAUCAUUUCCCUCCACCGCCUCCGCCGCCGCCUCCUGAUCAUCUCUUCUCCAGUAUCCACAGGAGUCUCCACCCGCCGCCGCUGCUGCCACACGGCCAGCCCUAUGACAUGAUGUAUAUGAUGCAUCGCGGCGGCGGGGGAGGGUUACAUGAGUUCCACUCUGACUCUAGCGCUGCUGCUGCUGGUGGUGGUGGUGGUGGUUGUGUUCCUUCUUCUGGAGCUGUGAGUGGUGCUGCUAAUAGUAGUGGAACACUGAGUGGGCUAGAGGCGGAGGGUGGUUGUUCUUUUGGUGGUGACGGUGGUACUGGAAGAUGGCCGAGGCAAGAGACUUUAACUCUUCUUGAGAUCAGAUCUCGUCUUGAUUCCAAGUUUAAAGAGGCUAAUCAAAAGGGUCCUUUGUGGGAUGAGGUUUCUAGGAUCUUGUCUGAAGAACAUGGGUAUCAAAGAAAUGGCAAGAAAUGCAGAGAAAAAUUUGAAAAUUUGUACAAAUAUUACAAGAAGACUAAAGAAGGAAAAGCAGGAAGACAAGAUGGUAAGCAUUAUAGAUUCUUUAGACAACUUGAAGCUCUUUAUGGAGAAACAAGCAACUCCACUUCAAUGCUCCCAAAUAGUACCCAAUUUGUAGCAAAUAGUACUACUCUUCAAUUUCACAAUUCAAAUACUAUCCAACCAAAUCAAGAAAUCUUCCACUCUCAAAAGCUUUGUGAUAGUCUUAGCCUCUCUAAUUCGUCGGAAUUCGGUACUUCUUCUUCGGAAGAAAAUGAUUUAAGCACGGAUGCACUAGUGGAGAAUGAUUCGACGGAGAGGAAGAAGAAGAGAAGAGACGGGAGGAAUUGGAAGGCGAAGAUUAAAGAGUUCAUCGAUUCGCAAAUGAGGAAACUAAUCGAAAAGCAAGAAUCUUGGUUGGAGAAGUUGACAAAAACUAUUGAACAAAAAGAACAAGAAAGAAUCUCAAGAGAGGAAGAAUGGAGAAAACAAGAGUGUGCAAGAAUUGAUAGAGAGCACAAGUUUUGGGCUAAAGAACGAGCAUGGAUCGAAGCUCGCGACGCUACGCUAAUGGAAGCCUUGCAAAAAAUAACAGGAAGAGAUCAAUUAGAUGCUUCAUCUCCUCAUCCGAACGAGAUCAUUCGAAACACGAGCGAAAAUCUCAAUGAAAGUGAUCAAACUAUUGUCAAGAUUAGUGAACAUCAAAGCUGGCCGGAUUCCGAGAUUACAAGACUAAUGCAACUAAGAGCCGGCAUGGAAUCAAGAUUCAAUCACUGUGGGUGCAUUGAAGAAGAGGAGGCUCUAUGGGAAGAAAUUGCAGCUAAAAUUUCCUGCUUAGGAUACGAAAAAAGUGCCUUAAUGUGCAAGGAAAAAUGGGAAAUCAUCAACAAUUUCAUGAGAAAAACCAAGGAGAAUCACAGCAAGAAACGCAAAGAGAAUUGCUAUAAUUUCCAAAGCAAUGAUCAUCAUCAGUCAAUGUACAACCAAGGAUCAGGACCCUACUGUGAAAUCAAUGAUCAAGGUCAAGAAAGUUCAUCACCAGCAAACUCUAACGCAGUAGGUGAUAGCUGUUUUCGUUUCAUGAUGAGUGAUGGAGAAAAUUUUUGGGAGAAUUAUGGGCUGAAACUUAGUAAAGGAGAUCAUCCAAAUAACCAGUAAACAAUAACAGAACGUUCUGACAGUUUGUUUAGUUGGUCUAGCUAGUAAGCUGCAUGGUGAUGAUGAUGAUAUGAUGAUGAGGAUGAUGAUGAAGUUGACUUGUAGAUGGGACCUGAUUUCAGUAUGUAAGCAAUUGCUGACUUAGGAUUUACUAUUGGGAUUGAUGUUCAUCGUUUCAUGGGUCUUUUUAAAUUAAUUAUGGACAAUUUUUAAGAUCAAAAUAUAUUUGUUUUUUUUUUAUG